Molecule: messenger RNA, 1389 nt
Organism: Suillus subaureus
Lineage: Eukaryota; Fungi; Basidiomycota; Agaricomycetes; Boletales; Suillaceae
Exons: 6
Coding region: 1-1389 (462 amino acids)
Source: RefSeq, a predicted model, not a curated record
AUGCCAUCCUAUGGUCUGACGAAGCGUGGUACACGGUUUUUACUCCUUGCCAUCGUAUUGUGUUUCGUGCUCCCUGGAAUACUUUACCACCGUGAAACUGUGCGCAACUAUUUCAACGGCCACCUACCGCCAUUGUACGAGGACUAUCGAGGGCGGGAGCAAGAUUUGGAGCAUUACAAGGAGUACGAAACGAGGAAGGAUGUUAAAUAUCUUUGGUCAGCCAAUCAUGCGCAUAGCUCAGGAUGGGGAAAUGUAAUGCAAGACUAUGUGAUGAAUGCAUUACUUGCGCAUACCACAGGACGCUCUUUUGUUUUUGAUGACUACAUUUGGAAACCAGAUGGUUCACUCUUUACAGAUUAUAAUGGGCAUUUAAUUCCCUCUCGGAUUCCCCUGACGGCACUAUUGGGCGGCAAGUACAACAUGGUCAAUUUACGCGUAUACUCCCCAUUGACUGACUGUUCUAGGCGUCGUGUGUCUAAGAAUUUCUUCAACAAAGUCUGCCCCCAUCCGACAGUCGUUCAGGUGAAGGAAAUCAACGAUGAUCGUAUGCGAUUCGAUGAAAGCGUGCCAGCUUCGUAUAUAUUCGAAAAGUGGCUCGAGAAAAUUAACUCGAUUGAGGAUCCGUGUGUGGAAAUCGACCCAGCAAGUGACCAAAUUUUUGAGUACUGGAUAUUUGGACAUGAGAGAAUGCUGUCCAUAUGGCAGUACCUCAAGGAUUCCCCAGUAUCGACGCACUGGGGGUGGUCGCCUUUAAUACACGAUGCAUACGGACGAAAUCGCCACAUCUUCGAGCUGAAUACGAAAUCUACUCUUUUUGGAGGGCUCUCUGCUUCGGCUGUCGCGGAAAACCACACAGCCCCGAUACCUGGCCUCCUAGCGCUACACGUACGAAGGGGUGACUUCAAGGACCACUGCGUCCACCUGGGCAAAUGGUCAUCAAACUGGAAUGCGUUCAAUAUGUUCCCCGAGUUCUCCGAUAGGUUCCAAAGGCCCACUGAUGGCGGAUGGGGCGAGACAUCAGAGAAGAACAUGCAGAUGUAUAUGCAGCGGUGCUUUCCCACAAUUGACCAAAUUGUCCAGAAAGUCACGCAAGUGCGUGCCGAGUCGGAACAGCCGCUAACUCAUAUCUAUAUCAUGACCAAUGGCGUUGUCGCUUGGGUUGAUGAGCUAAAAGAGGCUCUUGGGAACUCUGGGAACUGGGACCAAAUUAAGAGCAGCCGCGAUCUCGACAUUACAUGGGAGCAGAAAUUCGUGGUGCAGGCUUUGGAUAUGUUGGUGGCUCAAAGAUCUGAAGUAUUUAUCGGAAAUGGGUGGUCGAGCCUAACCUCGAACGUUGUGAUGUUGCGUAUGGCGCAGGGCUUUCUUCCGGACAGUAACAGAUUCUGGUAA